CACUUUGUAAGUCUGCAAGGAUGGGUGGUGUUUUGAAUUGUAGGCCACUUUACAUUAUAUGACUCAAUUGAGACAAGACAAACAACCACAGAAUCCGAAUAGAUUGAUCAAAAUAAACGCAAUUUUCAUUAAACAUAUUUAACCAUAACAAUAAAUUGCAGCAGAUAAUUUUCUAAAUUUGGUCACUUUAGUAAAUCUUGUAGCUUCUUGCAGAAACAAUCAAUAGAGUCUGACUCCAAAUUGUAGCUGAGUAAAAGGUUCUUCACUUUGCCAUUGUGAGGUAGGUGAUGAAUCGAAGGAGGAAAAUUGAACUGUUGAGGAAGGUUUUGGAUUUGUUCAUAAUGUGUUGUCUAAAGGAGGAGAAUAGAUUUGUAUCAGAAGCCAUGUCAGGUUAGUAACAGAGGUUUGGUAUGCAUAGUUGUCAAGCAGGCUUGCUUCUGAAACGUAAUUGAAUUUAAUUGUAUUUUUGAAAUGCUUCUCACUUUCACUUGUCUAUAAAUAUUGGCAUCUUCUGUUCAUUUUUGUGUUUUUGGUCAGAGCAAUUUUUCUUUACUUAUCUCCUCUUUCGUUUAGACAAUUGUUGGUUGUUGUUAAUUAUGGCUUUUACUGCUGGCCCUUUCCAUCCCCUUCGUUGCUUAUGCAAAGGGCAAGAUACAUGGAAAGUUAAGGUUCGCGUUCUUUGAUUGUGGGAAAUGUUUCCUGUUGAUGAACCUGGCAAAGCAUAUGCUAUUAAUCUUGUCUUGAUCGAUUCACAGGGUGUCAAAAUUGAGGCUUGUAUUAAGAAGAACUAUCUCAAUCAUGAGUUCAAGAUUUUCUUCAAUUUGAGGACACGGGUUGUGCCUGAAUCUUCAGAUGUUAUUCCAACGAUUGGGUUAUCCUUGAAAAACUCUGCUGACAUUGAAGCUACUCUUGAAGAAUCAGAUUUUCUCAUAGGUAAGUUAACUCCUUCCAUUUCAAUGAAGGAUUUUUUUUUUUGGUAUGAUGAUGAUGAUUAUGAGUUAAGGUUUAUGUGUUUUAUACUUAUCUGUGGUGUAUUACAUUGUGUUGUAAUUGGAAUGCCAAUUGAAUUUAUAUCUUAUGUAAGCUAUGAUAUUGAGGGAUGCUAGCAAUAUGUUUGACCGUUGGUUAUUUAGUGAAAUGUAUUUGUGAUUUACUAAAAAAAAACAGGAUCACUUGGAAAGCAAUGAGGGUGAUCCUAAGUUACUUGUAUUCAUUCCGUA
Molecule: messenger RNA, 1220 nt
Organism: Lotus japonicus
Lineage: Eukaryota; Viridiplantae; Streptophyta; Magnoliopsida; Fabales; Fabaceae
Exons: 3
Coding region: 693-1106 (137 amino acids)
Source: RefSeq, a predicted model, not a curated record